Entelurus aequoreus (snake pipefish) is the source of this 4795-nucleotide messenger RNA. RefSeq names its product myogenin (gene myog). Gene Ontology annotation, molecular function: RNA polymerase II cis-regulatory region sequence-specific DNA binding; DNA-binding transcription factor activity, RNA polymerase II-specific; protein dimerization activity. The transcript has 3 exons. The coding region runs from base 3519 to 4265 and encodes 248 amino acids. The record is from RefSeq and is a predicted model, not a curated record. Lineage: Eukaryota; Metazoa; Chordata; Actinopteri; Syngnathiformes; Syngnathidae. Gene Ontology annotation, biological process: positive regulation of transcription by RNA polymerase II; positive regulation of myoblast differentiation; muscle organ development.
UCGCUUUCUCGGUCCGAAUCUCUCUCACUUCAUGCGGCCAUCAUUGUAAACAAUAGGGAACUUUGCGUAUAUGUUCAACUGACUACGUCACGCUACUUCCGGUAGGGGCAAGCCUUUUUUUUAUCAGAUACCAAAAGUUGCAAUCUUUAUCGUCGUUGUUCUAUACUAAAUCCUUUCAGCAAAAAUAUGGCAAUAUCGCGAAAUGAUCAAGUAUGACACAUAGAAUAGAUCUGCUAUCCCCGUUUAAAUAAAAAAAAUUCAUUUCAGUAGGCCUUUAACUACAAGCAAUUCAGGAAUCUUAUAUCGCUGAGCUGGACCAAGGGCUUCCAGGUGACCUGCCGCUGCACUGCACUGUGAGGUGGCUGUCAAAAGGUAAGGUAAUCUCUCGCUUUUUUGAGCUUUUGGAAGCUGUGAAACUGUUCAUGGAAAAGAAGGACAAGGACUGUCCCGAGCUCUCGGACCUUGAGUGAAUUAUGGAUCUGGCCUUUUUGGUCGACAUGCUGUGUCACUUGGACAGACUGAACCUGACCCUGCAGGGUAAGUUAAAAAUGCUGCCUGACCUGGUGCAAAGUGUGUUUGCGUUCAUCAACAAACUGAAGCUGUUCAAGGCGCAUAUUCAAAAGAGAGAUUUAACGCAUUUUCCCACUCUGAAAAGCCAGUGGGCAAGUCACCAGCGCUGCCCUGCGACACUGGUUGAAAACCUAGACGAAAGCUUUGUGACCCGGUUCCAUGAUCUCCAACUGAAAAGGCCACAGAUUACAUUCCUCGUCGACCCAUUUAAUGCGGAUACAGACUGUUUGAAAGCCCCGCUCGUCACAGAUGAGGCUGCGGCUGAGUUGGAGAUGAUCGAUCUUUGUGAGGAGGACCAACUGAAAGUUAAAGGGAAGGGACCAUUGAGUUCUGGAAAAGUGUGCCAAUGGAAAAAUACCCCAAUGUCAAACGGGCUGCGCUUAAGAUACUGUCAAUGUUUGGGUCAACAUACGUCUGCGAGUCUGUGUUUUCUACCCUGAAACAUAGGAAAUCCAAGCAUCGAUCUGUUCUGACUGACACCCAUGUGAAAGAAUUGCUUACAGGGGCAACAACGGAAUACAAGCCAGAUUUGAAGACGAUUGUCCAUGACAAGGAAUGCCAGAAGUCCCACUAAGCAACAUGCAUAAUAAGAGAAAAAAUAUUAUAUUUUUGUAUGUGGACUUGGUUGAACUGAGAGUUUGUGCGUGUGAGACAGUACACAAUGUUAAUUGUUGAAAAUAACUGGCCUUGUUUUAGUUAUAUUAUAAAACUUACAAACGUUGCUUGGAGUGAUGAAUAUAGAAUCCAUUUGGGUAGGAACGCUAUGGACGGCUAGAAGACAGAACGGCACAAGUACUUCCGGUUGAAAGCACUAAAAGGAAGGAAAUAUUGUAAAUGUUCACCCCGCAAUGAGCGAACUCGUCCAAAAGAUGGCGCCAUAGCACAAACUGUAACACACCUUUUUAGCGUCUCUGUCAGUCUUACAUGAAAACCUAUAAAUUAGCCACACCGUUUUAUAAGCCGCAGGAUUCAAAGCGUUGGAAAAAAGUAGCAGCUUAUAGGCGGGAAAAUACGCUACUAUAAAUUGAAAAAACUCUGUCGACUGAGCUUACACAUUAUAGUGUCUUCAAAGUGUGCAGUUCUGUUACUAAAAUAUGGACUUUUGUCGAGGCUCGAACCAAUUAUUCAUGUUUAAAUUGAUUCUUACCCCAGAUUCCCACUGAAUCCGAAACGGCCGCGGAUCUGCCCUCUGGCAAUCCCCACCGCCGUUCUGUUGCGGCUCCGUCGUGCAGCGGAAUAGCGUGGACUUUUCGAUCUCGCGAAUCGGCACAUAAUCACACGAUAAGGGAAGUAGUAAUAAAGCGACCAAUAAAGUCGGUCCUGCCUUGAUAAACCACUUUUAUUAGUGUCACACAACCACUUUCCCGGUCUCCGUAUCACCUGAUAUUUGACAAAAGCCCACAUUAUUCUUUAAAUGUGGACCUCCAGAAUCAGCAUGUGUUCAUCCUUUUGUGUCAACAAAAUGAAAUUAAGUCUGAAAACCUUUGACAAGUUGACUUCAUGUCUGUUGCCGCCUAUUAGGACCAUUCAAAGUGUAAAAUACGAUAUACCCUUGAAGACAGAGUAUUUAUUUUGAAAGUAAACCGGAUACUUUAUUUUGUGUUUGUGCAUAACUUCCUGUCCAACACUAGCAGAUUUUAGUCAAAAUGAACGGAUUUGUUGUGGUGUCCGGCAAAAAUAAAAGCUCCGCGUAUAUUCAGCGCUCGGCAUGUCGGUGGAAACUGACACAUUGACUAGAAUAAAAACGGGGGCAUGUGCUGGUCGGCGGCCGUUUCAGAUUCAGUGGAAAUUCGGGUUAUGGGGAACUCUGCUUCACUAUACAAACUUUAGGGUUUACGAACCAUGUUCAACAACCAAUUUAGUUCAUAAAUCUAGGUUCCACUUUAAUCUGUGACCCAGUUGAAGGUCAACAACAAACAGUUUCCAUUCUAUGAACACAUUGACUAGAAUAAAAACGGGAGCGUGUGCCGGUCGGCGGCCGUUUCAGAUUCAGUGGAAAUUGUGGCUUAAGGGGAACUCUACUUCACUAUAAAAACUUUAGGGUUUACAAACCAUGUUCAAGAACCAAUUUAGUUUGUAAAUCUAUGUUUGACUUUAAUCUGUGACCUAGUUAUAGGUCAGCAACAAACAGUCCCGGCCUUUUUUCAUUUCUAUAAACACAUUGACUAGAAUAAAAACGGCGACGUGUGCCGGUCAGCGGCCUGGGUUAUGGGGAACUCUGCUUCACUAUACAAACUUUAGGGUUUAGGAACCAUGUUCAAGAACUGUUUUAGUUUGUAAAUCUAGGUUCCACUUUAAUCUGUGACCUAGUUGUAGGUCAACAACAAACAGUCCCGGCCGCAUUUCCUUUCUAUAAACAACUACGAGCCCAACAACUCAAUUGUCGUUGCAUAUCAUCGGUAGACGUGCCAGCUGCUUCCAGACCGUCUGUCCUUAACUUCAUGUAUAGCGCCAUGGAUGGCGACGCGAGGCUGGGAUUAGCUCAUUAAGAUGGACAUCUUUGAUGCGCGGUUAUCUUUCUCAUUUCCUCAGCAACCUGAUCAUACGCAAGGCUCUCGAGGCACACGCGAGCACAAAGACCCCACUCACACGCACGGUACACACGGACGGGCCGUGAAAGCUCUAGAGAUCAGGGCCCGACUGAGAUAUGGAGUGUAGAUGUGCAGCAACAGCUAAACGUCGUGUCAGGUUUCUGGGGGCUCGUGCUAAAUUUAACCCAGUGAUCCUGCAGCAGUGCAGGGUUUAAAUGCCAGCCUACAGUUGCUCCACACCAGUUGUUCACCACACAUCUUCCACUCGUCACAAACGCAGGCCAAGGACGAAGGCAAGGCACACACGCGUCCACUCUGACACACACACGUCCAGGGACUUGAAGGGAGUGUUUGAUAUAGCGGCUCCGAAGGGGAGGCAAGGGAUCUUCUGUAACCUCGCGCACACACCACAACAAGAUGGAGCUUUUUGAGACCAACCCUUACUUCUUCCCAGACCAACGCUUUUAUGAAGGAGGGGAUAACUACUUCCCCGCUCGCCUGCCGGGGGGUUACGAUCAAGUUGGCUACCAGGACAGGAACUCCAUGAUGGGCCUGUGCGGGAGUCUGCCUGGAGGUGUCGGAUUGGCGCCACCCGAGGACAAACCCUCACCGUCCAGCCUGUCGCCGCACUCCGAGCCCCACUGCCCGGGCCAGUGCCUGCCGUGGGCCUGCAAGCUGUGCAAACGCAAGACGGUGACCAUGGACCGCCGGAGAGCGGCCACGCUGAGGGAAAAGAGGCGCCUGAAGAAGGUCAACGAGGCUUUUGACGCCCUGAAGAGAAGCACUCUGAUGAACCCCAACCAGAGGCUGCCCAAGGUGGAGAUCUUGAGGAGCGCCAUUCAGUACAUUGAAAGGCUUCAGGCUUUGGUGUCUUCCUUCAACCAGCAGGACACGGACAUGGGGCAGCAGGGACUACACUACCGGGCCGGACAGAACCAACCCAGAGUGUCGUCGUCAAGCGAGCCCAGUUCGGGCAGCACCUGCUGCAGUAGCCCAGAGUGGAGCAGCACACCAGAGCAGUGCACGCAAAGCUACAGCAGCGAGGAGCUUCUAAGUGCCGCCGACUCUCCGGAGCACGCCGACAUCCAGGCCCUGAGCUCCAUCGUGGACAGCAUGGCGGCAACAGACGGAUCCCUGCCCUUUCCCGUGGACAUUCCCAAAUAAAAACUUUCACAAAGCGGACCGAGAGGAAGCACGCCGUCCCUCAAGACACAAAGCAGGCUGAUAUUUUCAUAUUUCAAUCACCUUUACUCUGACAGUAACGAAUGAAUUCCACCUUUGGCUUUAUUUCCUUUAUUCCCUGCCUUAAAGCCACAGUCCAAACGUUGCAUGAACAAGGGCCUCGUUUCUCUCCUUACUUAAUUUAAGCUUUCCUCUUUUCCGAAACCUUUCCCUGAUCUAUCAUUCUAGUUUUGUGUGUGUUUUUGACGCAAACGACAAAAGAACCAUGAAAGUAUUUGUGGGGCCAACAUGUGACCACGGCAGUUUUGACCAAGAUCUGCUUAAAUGUUAAACUGGUUACCGAUGCUAGUGAUGUAAAUACGUUCCCUUUUUCUACAGAGUGGUUUUGCCAGCUUAUUUUGUAUUGUUUUGUCUUUUUUUUUGCUAACUUAUUGUUGACUUUUAUAAUUAAGAUUGUUGUGUAUUUGUAGAUGUUUGGAAAUGUGAUAUUUCCUGACCAGUCCUUGCAAUAA